AUGCAAAGAACCAGCACAUGCACUUUCCUCUGUAACUCCUCCGCAAGAUCUUUUAACAAAGAAAAUACUCUCACAAUCGUUUUACUUCCUACAGCAACCUUCAUCAAAUUGGGUAUUCGUAUGCCUCGGAUCAUUCAAGCAAAACACAUUCUCCAAAGAUCUUUGUCAAAUGGAACUCGCACAUCAACAAUGGAUCUACCAAAAGGCUAUUUUGCAGUUUAUGUUGGGGAGCAAAAGCAAGAAAAGAGGCGCUUUGUGGUUCAUGUGUCGUUGUUAAGCCAACCUUCAUUUCAAGACUUAUUACAUCAGGCAGAGGAAGAGUAUGGAUAUGACCAUCCAAUGGGUGGCCUCACAAUCCCAUGUAGUGAGCACACAUUCUUUGAUCUCGCAACUCGUCUGGGCGCAUUAUGA
Messenger RNA from Lactuca saligna, 411 nucleotides. The record is from the annotation of a GenBank genome assembly. NCBI's taxonomy places the organism in Eukaryota, Viridiplantae, Streptophyta, Magnoliopsida, Asterales, Asteraceae.